AUGACACCACAAGACAGGAAAAAAGAAAGGGGAAAAAAAAAGAUCACCGUGUAUGAUCAAGAGUACUUCCAGGGCAGACGUAUGGAGUUCACUGCCUGCUGCCAGAACAUCAUGGAGUGUGGGAUGGAGAACAUUCGAUCCCUGAAGGUUGAGUGCGGCGCCUGGGUUGGCUACGAGCACUCCAGCUUCUGCGGCCAGCAGUUUGUCCUUGAGAAGGGAGACUAUCCUCGCUUUGAGGCCUACAGUGGCAGCAACUCCUACCGCAUUGAGAGAAUGAUCUCUUUCAGGCCCAUCUGCUGUGCUAACCACAAGGACUCUCGCAUGACAAUCUUUGAGAUGGAGAAUAUGACGGGUCGUCAGUUUGAGCUGUGUGAUGAUUACCCCUCUCUGCAGGCCAUGGGCUGGUUUAACAAUGAGGUUGGAUCCAUGCAUAUUCAGUGUGGAGCCUUUGUGUGCUACCAGUACCCUGGUUACCGUGGCCACCAGUACAUCAUGGAGUGUGACUGUCGUGGAGGAGAGUACAAGUGUUACCGUGAGUUUGGCUCCCACUCCCAGACUCCCCAGAUUCAGUCCAUCAGGAGGAUCCAGCACUGAGAGGAAAGCGUUUCCUUCACACCUCCUUAUCUCCUCCUCCUCCUCUUCUCUCUCCUCCUGCACUUCCAUCCCUCCUUCUCUUCCUCCAAUCCCGCCACCUCCAUCUCCCGAGCUCUGUUGUUCCAGUUGGCCAAAGCAAGAUCUGGGACCGGACUUGGGGUGCUUUAAUGAUGUCAGUGGUUCACUGAAC
Molecule: messenger RNA, 784 nt
Organism: Melanotaenia boesemani (Boeseman's rainbowfish)
Lineage: Eukaryota; Metazoa; Chordata; Actinopteri; Atheriniformes; Melanotaeniidae
Product: beta-crystallin A3-like
Exons: 6
Coding region: 1-594 (197 amino acids)
Biological process (GO): lens development in camera-type eye; visual perception
Molecular function (GO): structural constituent of eye lens
Source: RefSeq, a predicted model, not a curated record